Cyprinus carpio (common carp) is the source of this 1870-nucleotide messenger RNA. Its product is annotated as rhombotin-2-like. Gene Ontology annotation, molecular function: transcription coactivator activity; DNA-binding transcription factor binding. The record is from RefSeq and is a predicted model, not a curated record. Lineage: Eukaryota; Metazoa; Chordata; Actinopteri; Cypriniformes; Cyprinidae. Gene Ontology annotation, cellular component: nucleus. Gene Ontology annotation, biological process: positive regulation of transcription by RNA polymerase II.
CACGAGCCGACGGGUUUAUAAUUGACUGGUAGUCACCAGUCUCGCGCAUGUAGGAGCGCUAUUUCCUCUCAUUGUCGAGCGGUCGUGAGCAGGAAGUCGGAAAAGAAAGCAGAAACUGAGGGGGCAGGGCCAUUUAAAAAUACCUGCUACCCUAUAAUAACGGGACCACAGACAGCAGCCCUACGGGACAGUGCUGUGGAGGCUUGCAGCACAAAAUGCAGCACAGAGGAGAAACCACGCUUGAGGCACACGCUACAUUUAUCACGCCGUUGCACUGGAGCAAUUAAACAGCGCGCUUGGGGAUCUGCCUGUCACCGCGUAUUAUUCCGAAACAACAUAGACUAGGAUGAGAACUGAAUGCGUGGAGACAGACUCGAAUGCAAAGAAGCUACGUUGAUGCACUUGGGAUUUAGCGUGUUGAUCUUCAGUGCACUGAGAAGGCAGCAAAGCAGGUGCUUCAGGUCUCUGAAGCGUUUUUCUCUGAAGGGACUUCAUUUAGCAGGACGUUGAUGGUCUUUCAGCACCGCAGACGGCGAGUGUGGGACAUAUUUGGCUGAAAGUGCGCAUAUCAAAUGUAAUAGUCAGUUAUUCCUGAACAAUAUAUAAUAUGGCAUCUACAAUUGAACGGAAAACACUGGAAACGAACGAGGAACCCGUGGACGAGGUGCUUCAGAUGCCGCCGUCGCUGCUGACCUGUGGCGGCUGUCAGCAGAGCAUCGGGGACCGCUUCUUCCUCAAGGCCAUAGAGCAGUACUGGCACGAGGACUGCCUGAGCUGUGACCUCUGCGGCUGCCGCUUAGGGGAGGUGGGCCGCAGGCUGUACUACAAACUUGGCAGGAAGCUGUGCAGGAGAGACUACCUCAGACUGUUUGGUCAGGACGGACUCUGCGCUUCCUGUGAAAAGAGAAUCCGGGCCUUUGAAAUGACCAUGCGUGUCCGUGACAAAGUCUAUCACCUGGAAUGCUUCAAAUGCGCUGCCUGUCAGAAACACUUCUGCGUUGGAGAUCGCUACCUGCUCAUCAAUUCGGACAUUGUGUGUGAGCAGGACAUUUUUGAGUGGACCAAAAUUAAUGGCAGCAUGAUAUAGUGUUCUGCUAAAGUCAUAAGCAUUUGCAAUAAACCCUUUACUAAAAAAUAAUAGUGACCUUUCUAGCUCCAGGAGCCAUGCCAUGGACAUUUUCAUCUCAUAUAUUUGAGAAACAUUGUCACCAGCAACAUACACUUGUUUUUCUAUUGGUGUAUUUUUAAUAACAGCAUAAAUGCAGUAUGCAAUAGAAGCAGAUUCCCUUUGCUACUCACACAGAAAGUUAGAUUAAGACUAUAGUAUUAAUAGUUUUGAAGUAAUACACUUGCCAUAAAAUGUGAAAAGAUCUUUCUUUGAACCUGAAUAAAGAAAAUGACUGCCCCCAAGCAAACAGAUGUGAUGCAGAAUUGAGCUACUGACUCACUUACCAAUAACAACAUAUUAAAAGACAGACAUAAAUUACUUAUAAUAAAUGCAGUAAAACUAGAUUUGUGAACACAUAUUCACUGGUAACUAAGAGUUUUCCCUCAACAAACUUCUAGUUUGCUGCUUAUUGAUAGUUAGUAAAGUGGUUGUUGAGUUUAGGUAAGGUAGGGUUAAGUGAUAUAAAAUAUGGUCAUGCAGAUAAGUACUAAUAAAUACUAAUAAACAGCCAGUAUACAUUAUGCAUGCUAAUAAGCUACUAGUUAAUUUUGAGAAUUGGUGCUUAAAGUAGUGUUACCAUUAAUGCUAUUUAAAUACACACAAUACAUACAGUACUGUGCAAAAGUGUGAGGUCAUAAGAUUUUUUAAUGUAUGUGAAAGAAGAUUCUUACUGUCUUUAUUUGAUUAAAGAUUAUAAAAGCA